CAUAAAAUUAUUAACAUCAAAGUUAAAACAGUAAAAACUAAUUAUUGGGAGGACAAAAAUAUUUUUAAUGUGUAUCAAAUUGACUUCAGAUCAUAAAGGCGCAAUGUUUAAAAGAAUAUUCUGCUCUGCAUUCUACUUAGGAUCAAUUUAAAGCUAAACUUAUCGAGCUAAAAAGAUGUAUUUUCUAAGGUAUCCAUUACAUGAUUAUCAUCGAUGCAUUGGCUACGAUUUAAAAGAUACUACAGUUAUGGUUUUAAGUUAUUCUCUUUAAGAGAUACAAACUCGCAAAAAGUGCUUUAAUUUGUUGGUUUGGAUUAGUGCCUUGUUGAAGCUAGCGGCAAUUUUGGAGAAUCAUGUUCUUUAGGACAAUUGAGGGGGAAUAGGGGGAAAUUGAGAAGGGAAAUUUCAGAGCACCCGGGUUAAAACCUGCGCCAAGGCAUUUCAUAAUUUAGGGAGUAAUUGAUGGUCUAACUGAGAAAUAAAAACGACCACCUGUAAACAAUCGAUUCAUGAAAAUCGGGAAAAAAUUUGAUGAUUUAGAAACUUCCGGUUACAAUAACUAUAAAAACAAAUCAUUAGACGAGGAAUUUAGAAAAUUUGUGAGAGGAGAAGACUGACUUAGCAGACACGAAAGAAGCCAUCAAGAAUUUGCAAAAGGCCGCGUUCUAGAGAAAGCAUGGAAGGGAAAUUUAUGCUCCUCACCUUAUGUGUUGCGUUCAUUAAUGUCGAAGGAACAAAGACAUACAAGCAUGGCACGGUGAAAACGUCGAGCAAUGUUCGCAAGGAACUGAUUAAUAUCAAACAGCAUAUCGACCGAAUCGUCAAAAUAUACGCCCAAGAACACUUAAUUUGGGUUCAAAGAGAUAAGCUUUCAAUCAAGAAAAAUCUAGCUGUCACAUGCAGAAAUAGGAUUAUCAAAGAGAAAAUGUCGACAAAACACAGAGCGAGGGAAAUAUUAGAGACAAUUCAAACAAUGGUUAACGAGCUUCAGCAAAUGCAAAUCGAUGAAUCGCGCUUACCUAGCGGAAAACAAGAUCUUGCAAAAGAGCUGAGGCAUUUAGAAUUUGACUUGCGAGAUAUAGCCGAGUCAAUGUUCACUAGAACGGUUAAAAGAAUCAUUGGUCAGAGUUUUGUUCCAUAUAGUGUUGGCAGUCUUCCAAACAACCCAAGUCCUUACUGCUGUAGGCCGAAAACUGUGAGAGCCAUUAAUGUUCUUCAGUUACAUAUGUUGCAAAGCUGCAUUUGGGAUAUCAUACGUGCUUUGAAGAAAGAGCUGCAUUAUUUGGUGAACUGAAGACCCAAAUUGUCCUUCAUUAUCUCUAUCUAUUUAUGAGACAAAUUUAUUGUCAAGCUUUAGUAGGUUUAUCUUUACUACGUUUUAAAAGUAUUGGAAAGUCUACAUUCCAGAAUUUUCUUAACACUUUAGUACAAUAUAAUUUCCCCUGUACUAGUAUAUAAUGAUAACAUAUUUGCUCAACGUAUGUAUACUGUUCAAAUAUUGGUAACUUUACUGCUGCAUUAUCAUAAUUGAUUCUAUUUAAAAGUCAUAGCUUUUUAUUGCAUGAUAUAUAUUGGAAACUGUUAUUAUUAUCAACAGACCAAAUUUCAUUUAAUUUUCUGCUUCACUAUAUGGCCACAAUUUAAGCUUUUUGUGCAUAGUGGAAUUGCCUUGUUUUUUGGCAUCCUAUUAACUCAUUAUUAUCCGGAAUCAAAAUAAAUUUAAAGGCACUUGUGCAACCAGCACUCACUGCAACUAUAUUUUCAAAACCUGUGUCUAUUAUUCAACAACAUAAAAUAUACAGCUAAUUUCUCCCUGCUACUGCAAAAAUCAGCAACCACAAAGCAUGCCAGUUGCACAAGAGACUUUCAAUGAACAAAAUUUUGUUGUUGGGUUGGGA
Rhopilema esculentum is the source of this 1898-nucleotide messenger RNA. NCBI's taxonomy places the organism in Eukaryota, Metazoa, Cnidaria, Scyphozoa, Rhizostomeae, Rhizostomatidae. The record is from RefSeq and is a predicted model, not a curated record.